UUCGAUAAUUUCAAUCAUUUCAUGGUUUUGUUUCGAAUUGCGAAAUAUUAACAAAAAAGAUCACAAGAAGAUAAUGUCGAAGGAUACGAAACAAGAAGAUAAUGCUCCAACACCUGUAACAACGACACCAAUGGCAUUAAAUCCAAAAACCGUUGAGAAGACGAUGUUUGUCAAUAAAGAAGUCUUGCCGAAAAUGAAGAAAAUUGAUCCAGAAGAGCCAGGACAUUUGCCGUUGAACGAGAAAUUUAUGAAGAGAUGGUUGAUUGAGGGAUUGAUUGGAAAAGGUGGAUAUGGGGAGAUAUAUUUGGCACUGGAUGUUGUUCGAGGAGAGGAGGUGGCAAUUAAAGUGGAACCGAAGAAGAGAAGAGGAAAACUGGCGAAGAGAAUGAUUCUGGAGCAACAUGUUUUGGCUAAAAUGCAAGGAAAACCACAUGUUCCGAUGAUUUAUGGAUCUGGGCAUGCGGAGAAGUACAACUUUAUCAUUAUGCAAAUCUUGAGUAUCAACGUUGGAGAUAUCAAGAAAAGCAGUCCGAACAAGAAGUUGAGUCAAUGUUCAGUUGGACGAAUCAUCCAUCAGGUUAUCGCUGCUCUUCAGGAUCUUCACGAAACAGGAUAUGUUCACAGAGAUGUGAAGCCAGCAAACAUGUGCUUUGGAAUUUUUCCUCAUAGUCGUCAUACAUUGAUUCUUCUUGAUUUCGGACUUGUACGAAGAUAUAAAAUGGAAAGUGGAGAAUGGAGAGAGCCCAGACUUCGCGCAGGAUUUCGUGGAACGACUCGCUAUGUCUCUAUCAGAGUUCACCGCCGUUGCGAGCAAUCACCGUAUGAUGAUCUUGUGUCAGUUAUGUACACUGCUUACGAACUUCUUGCUGGUGAACUCCCAUGGAAACAUCUUGAAAAAUCAGAAGAAGUUGUACAGCUGAAGGAGGUUAUGACUGAAAAUGGAAUCAAUCCAGAGCUGUUCCAAGGAGACAAAAGUGUUCUUAUCGACUUCUUCAAGCAGGUUUCUGAAAUGGAUCCAAUGAAAGAACCUUGCUACGAGAAACUGAUUGAAUGCAUCAAAGUUCUCUACGCUCCGAAAGUCUUGACUGAUCCAUAUGAAUGGGAAGAAAGCAGCAAAGGACAAGAUGAAGUUUCAGAAGAGAACACAAACAGCAAAUGAUUCUUACCCUGACAUCAUCGUUUGAUCAACUGUAUAGAGAUUAUUGUUCCAGAAGUUUGCCGGUUCUGCAAAUAAAUGUUUUU
Molecule: messenger RNA, 1242 nt
Organism: Caenorhabditis elegans
Lineage: Eukaryota; Metazoa; Nematoda; Chromadorea; Rhabditida; Rhabditidae
Gene: T19D12.5
Product: non-specific serine/threonine protein kinase
Exons: 4
Coding region: 74-1159 (361 amino acids)
Molecular function (GO): ATP binding; kinase activity; transferase activity
Source: RefSeq, marked reviewed